This is a messenger RNA of Suillus subalutaceus, 1090 nucleotides long. RefSeq lists its product as uncharacterized. The record is from RefSeq and is a predicted model, not a curated record. The coding region runs from base 1 to 996 and encodes 331 amino acids. Gene Ontology annotation, molecular function: hydroxypyruvate reductase [NAD(P)H] activity; glyoxylate reductase (NADPH) activity; NAD binding. NCBI's taxonomy places the organism in Eukaryota, Fungi, Basidiomycota, Agaricomycetes, Boletales, Suillaceae. Gene Ontology annotation, cellular component: cytosol. The transcript has 7 exons.
AUGCUCCCCCGCGUGUUAUUGUGUGGUCGGUUUCUAGGUGAGAUUGAGUAUGUCAAGGACGAGGUCAAGGAGAUAUUUCAUGGGAUCGCCGAAAUCGUACAUCUAGUCUCAGAAUCUCGUUCUCAUUUCCUCUCCUCAUUUGGGCCUGAUGGGCCGUAUGAAGGGACUGUCGCCUUGUAUAGGCGCAACACAUCUUCUGAAGUCAUAGGAAAAUUUGACGCACCAUUAAUCCACGCUCUAGCCGAUAUCAGCAUGGUCCGUUGGAUCGCCCAGAGUGGCGGUGGUUACGAUGAAAUCGAUGUGCAAGCCUGCAAAGAACGAGGAAUAAUGGUGUCGAAUACUCCAGGAGCGAACGAGGAUGCUACUGCCACCGCUACUUUAUACCUGAUGCUAUCGUGCCUGCGGCACUUCUCGAUGGCAGAACGUUCCCUUCGCUCUGGUACAUGGAAGACACCCUAUAAUGCGGCACAAACUCAUGACGUUACCGGGCGUACGCUUGGUAUCUUGGGCUUAGGUGGCAUCGGUCUGAGAUUCGCUCACCUUGCGCGUGCCUUUCCAAUGCGCAUCAUAUACUUCUCACGAAAGAAGGCAGAGUCUGCACCAAACUGGUGCGAAUAUGUCUCAAGCGCUGACAUACUGAGCCUACAUGUCCCUCUCAACCAAUCCACAACUGGACCCUGCAACGGGGGUAGUGUUCUUCUCAACACGUCACGAGGACGAAUAGUGGACCAAGAGGCGAUAAUACGAGCACUGGAGGACGGUCAUCUUUCAUCAGUCGGCUUGGAUGUAUACCCCGAUGAACCGCGCGUAGAUCCGCGUUUAUUGACCUUCCCACGAUGUACACUUCUGCCGCAUGUUGGGGGAGAGUCAGCAGAGUCAUGGAGGACAAGAGAACUGCAAGCAUUGGGAAACUUGAAAGCUUUUGUACUAGGUGGUGUUGGGGAAGAUAUUGUCCCUGAGCUGAAGACGGAAAUCGGCAACUCGACUACCAUAUAAUCGCUAGCAGCAGGCUGAACAAGAUUGUCACUUAGACGGAGCAAUUGCUUUGAUGAUAGAAUGUGGCUCGUAUAAUGGAGGAGAAGACCGAUCA